AUUGGAAUGCGUUGAAAGCUUACGCGGCUAAACAACAAGUAGGCCUGCUCUUACCUGUUUUCCAAGUUCAGAACUGUUUUAUCCUCUCUCCCCACUCCCUCCCUAACCAACGGCCACCACCACGGUCACCGUCGUCUUUGCCCGGGCCUCCUAACAUGGCCACAGCGGCUGUCUCGCUUCUUCAGUUUUCUCGAAUUUCUCGCCGCUUCUCUUUCUUUCCUUUCCUCCGCCCUCCUCGCUCGUCCUCUAUUAGCCUUAGACGCAGCUGCAAACCUCGGUUAUGCUUCAGCUUCUUCCGCGCAGAUUCGCCGCGACAUUUUUCAGUCACUGCAUCGAGCUCUCCAGCCCCUGUAGAUUGGAAGAAUCAUGAUACAACAGGCGAUGAAACAUAUGAUGUAAUAGUAGUAGGAGGUGGACAUGCAGGCUGUGAAGCUGCUCUUGCUUCUGCUCGUUUAGGGGCAAAAACUCUUCUUCUAACAAUCAAUAUUGAUAGAAUCGCAUGGCAGCCCUGCAACCCAGCAGUUGGUGGACCUGCAAAGUCUCAGCUAGUGCAUGAAGUGGACGCAUUAGGUGGUGAAAUUGGAAAGAUGGCUGAUAGGUGUUAUCUACAAAAACGUGUUCUUAACAUCUCAAGAGGCCCUGCUGUUAGAGCAUUGCGUGCUCAAACAGAUAAAAGAGAAUAUGCAAUCGAGAUGAAAAAGAUUGUAGAAAGCACUCCAAACUUAUCCAUUAGGGAGGCAAUGGUGACAGAUCUUUUAAUGGGAACAAAUGAUGAUGUAAAAGUUUGGGUUGGAAGAACUUCAAUGGCUGCAGGAAGAGCUGGUGAAUCAGCUUCACAUGGUCUCACUGAACACUUACAAUCACUUGGAUUUGAAACUGAUCGAUUAAAAACCGGGACACCUGCAAGAGUUGACUCACGUACAGUUGACUUUUCUGUGUUGGAGCCUCAACAUGGUGAUGAAGAGGUGAAUUGGUUUAGUUUUGAUACUGAUUACCACAUUGAAAGGGAACAAAUGUGUUGUUAUCUUACACGUACAACAGAAGUGACACAUCAGCUUAUAAGAGAUAAUUUACAUGAGACUCCAACUUAUGGAGGAUGGGUUGAAGCAAAAGGACCUCGAUAUUGUCCCUCAAUUGAGGAUAAGAUUGUAAGAUUCCAAGAUAAGGAUUCCCAUCAAAUUUUUCUUGAACCAGAAGGUCGAAGUGUACCUGAUCUCUAUGUUCAGGGUUUUUCAACUGGAUUACCUGAAAGAUUACAGUUACCACUUUUGAGAACAUUACCAGGUUUAGAGAAAUGUUCCAUGUUGAGACCUGCAUAUGCUGUAGAAUAUGAUUACUUGCCAGCUCAUCAAUGUGCCAGGUCACUUAUGACAAAGAAAAUCCAAGGACUUUUUUUCUCAGGUCAAAUUAAUGGAACAACUGGUUAUGAAGAAGCUGCUGCUCAGGGAAUAAUAUCCGGAAUAAAUGCAGCUAGACAUUCAGAUGGAAAACCACUGAUUGUUCUUGAAAGAGAAAGCAGUUACAUAGGCACUUUAAUCGAUGAUCUUGUCACCAAAGAUCUUCGUGAGCCUUAUCGUAUGCUCACAAGUCGAUCAGAAUACAGAUUGAUUCUCAGAUCUGAUAAUGCUGAUAGCCGUUUGACUCCUUUAGGGCAUGAAAUUGGUUUAAUAGAUGAUAAAAGAUGGAAAUCUUAUCAAGGAAAACAAGCUCGGAUUUUAGAGGAGAAAAAAAGAUUAAAAACUGUUCGUGUCACAAGCGAAGAAUUAGCUGCUGAAGUCUCGUGUUUAUCUGGUCAACCGGUCAAAGAUCAUUCAACACUUGAAGGGCUUCUCAAAAAGCCACAUAUUGAAUACAAAGUGUUGGAAAAACAUGGUUUUGGAAAUAAUGAAUUAUCAAGAAUAGAAAAAGAAUGCAUUGAGAUUGAUAUUAAAUAUGAAGGCUUGAUUUCACGCCAACAUAGCCAAUUGCAACAGAUGGUUCACAGACAACAUAAACCCCUUCCAGCAGAUUUGGAUUAUAAUUCCAUGAACACUUUAUCACAUGAAGCACGUGAAAAACUCUCAAAGGUGAGGCCACAAACGAUUGGUCAAGCAAGUAGAGUAGGUGGGGUCAGCCCUGCUGACAUCACAGCACUUCUUAUCAUCAUGGAGUCUAAUCGUAGAAAAGCUCAAGAACUAAAAAAACACCAGAUCUUGGCUUCUGUUAUUUCUGGAGAUUCUACAUAAAUUCUAUUAUAAAAAUGAGUUAUUUCAUAAAUAUGAAUCGAAAAGUUUUCAACUUUGUGCAAGAGGGCAAGUUGGUAAUUUUGACAAGAAGUUCAUAGUGAAAUGUGAAUAUAAUGUAUAAUGUAGUUAUUUACUUUCAUCAAACAUUGCAGAUAUAUCGAGAUACUGUUUAUGUAGGAGAAUCAGAUGCAUUCAAAUAAGGGUUUCAGAC
Messenger RNA from Lactuca virosa, 2436 nucleotides. NCBI's taxonomy places the organism in Eukaryota, Viridiplantae, Streptophyta, Magnoliopsida, Asterales, Asteraceae. The record is from the annotation of a GenBank genome assembly.